AUGGUUUUUUGUGCAUUCAUAUCUCUUCUUUCAUUCUUCAUCAUUCCGCUUGUGCAACAUGCAUGCGCAGGAAAACAUAAGGAAAGGAUCCCAAUUCACAUGUCUAUUUCUGAUAGGCUACCGAAUGGUAUUAUGUCUUCUCCAUCGUUGCUUGUUGAGGGUGGGCAGUUUUACUACGUGAAACGACCUAUUAUGAAUAAAUUUCGAAUGGGAGCCAUCAUGGAAGGAGGCGCAGUUAUUCUCCCCGGAUGUAAUAGAGAUCUGGACAGAUUCAUCUUUUUGGCGUAUAUAAAUAACAAGAUUUACAUUAGAAUAGUCGCCAAGUUUUUGGACCGCUUGGAUCAAGUACAAAGAAAGGUCUACGAAUUAGUGAGGGAGCAGAGUAAUCCUAGAUUCACGCAGUUGGUUAGGGAUUUGGUAAAUUUGGAUCUGUUAGCACAAGAGUUUGAUCCAAAGAUCAAUGUCUACGCGGAUGCUGCUACAAUGACCCGUAGAUUUUGCAUAAAAAGCGAAUUUAACAUAGAAGCAGUUAUUGGUGUAGUUACGUACGGAGGUCAGACUAUUUUGCGAGCGAACAGUGGUCUCCUGAACAGGAAUGUGAUUCUUGAAUUUGGUAAGCCAAGACAUAAGAUCAUCAUCUUGUCAACGUAUAAUGAUGGAAACUGUGUUAAAUCUGGUUUCAGAGAUACUGGAGAUGAAAGAGGGUUUGUACUCGAUGAAAUGAUUACCAGGCCCUUGUUUCUGCACCCUCGUGAUGAGGAUGUUACUAUAACUUGA
Theileria equi strain WA is the source of this 777-nucleotide messenger RNA. Its product is annotated as signal peptide-containing protein. Lineage: Eukaryota; Apicomplexa; Aconoidasida; Piroplasmida; Theileriidae. The record is from RefSeq and is a predicted model, not a curated record. The coding region runs from base 1 to 777 and encodes 258 amino acids. The transcript has a single exon.